AUGAUAAACGUGGUGGCCCUGUGGCUGGUGGCCCUUUGCUUCCAGGCUGCUGUCCCGCAAACUACAAAUCUGGACCUUCCCCCUGAAGACCUUGAUUCAUCUGGUGAUGAGGAAGAUGCGUUCUCAGGUUCAGGUGCAGGUCCUCUGACUGAUCAGUCUCACACUUGGAAAAUCCCAGGAGAAUCAACUAAUUCCUCAGUAGUGGCAGCACCAGUGGAUUUCAGUGAGCAGCCAUUUCAUGGGAUUGAGAGCAGAACUGAAAAGGAAGCAGUGUCUCCUUCUGCAACCAGUAAUCCAGUGACAGAGAAACCAGUUGUAGCUGUGAAGGACGAAUUAUCCAUCCUGGGCUCACCUGAUGGGAAACCAGCAAGCCAUGUAGUCACAACAACAGUGAGAAGUCCUACUGCUCACUUCCCUUCCGUGGUUCAUGUGACUCCUUCAGAAGCCUCUGCUGUGGUCCAUGAGCUUGAGCCUGAAAUCCCCAGCUCUGAUGUGCCAGACACCAAGGAUGUCCCUGAGCCCCACUCUACUGUCCACAGUGAGGGAGAGGUGGCUGCCACCCCCGCGGCCGCAGCUCCGGAGGAUGUCGCUCCUACACAUGAGGAGGUUUCUGAAGUUGGCUCUGGAGACCCGGGAGACUUCAUCUUGACUAAAGACGAGGAAUUUCUCCCCACCCAGAACUCAGAAGUACUGGCUGACUCUGAGAGGAAUGCCAAAGCAGCAGGAGCCUCGGGAAUUAUGGACAGAAAAGAAGUUCUUGGAGGUGUUAUUGCUGGAGGACUUGUAGGCUUGGUGUUUGCAGUGUUUCUAGUUGCAUUUAUGCUGUACAGAAUGAAGAAAAAAGAUGAAGGCAGCUAUUCACUGGAUGAACCAAAACAGUCUAAUGGAGGAUACCAAAAACCACACAAACAAGAGGAAUUCUAUGCAUAAACACUGAUCUUCAGGACACUUCUUAUUCCAUCUUUCUUGGACUCUU
Agelaius phoeniceus (red-winged blackbird) is the source of this 976-nucleotide messenger RNA. RefSeq names its product syndecan 1 (gene SDC1). NCBI's taxonomy places the organism in Eukaryota, Metazoa, Chordata, Aves, Passeriformes, Icteridae. The record is from RefSeq and is a predicted model, not a curated record. Gene Ontology annotation, cellular component: cell surface; membrane. Gene Ontology annotation, biological process: cell migration.